AUGGAAAAAGAAGUUGCUCGGGAGGGAGGUGCAGGCCAGUACAGUAGGAAGUGGCAGGAAGUGGGGACAGACCAGCAGCCAUCGGCGGAGCAGUGUGCGGGUACAACAGCAAUAUUGAGGGUCAAAGUGGCAGGAAUUCCUUGUGAGGCGCUCUUAGACACCGGGGCUUCGAGGAUUUUCGAGUCUGAUAAGCUACAUACGUACGUGAAUGGCCAGUGGUGCGAACUACCUAUAGCCCGUGCCAAUGGGGAAAAACAUAGGAACGGCAGCACUCCAGAGGAGCGCCAGCGGACCCCUGCUGAGCAGGCAUACGAUAUACUGGCUAAAGAAGUGACAGGUAUGAGAAGGGAGGAGGCUAGGGCACGUCUACAACCGCCUCCUAGGAGGUACAAGGCGCACACAGGGGCGGGGAAGAAGGCGACGGCAGAAGUACUGCUACAACAGGCUAACGAGAGCAGGGCGUGCUUACACCAUCCACUACAUGGACUAUUUGUCAUACUAGCUUUACCCGCUGCCGAGAAGAUAGUGGCCCUGAGGUUGUUGGAUGCGUGUCAAGGGGCCUUGUGCUGUGCAAUGAUUGACACCCACCCUACCGCCAGCGGACUGGCAUGUCUAGCAGCCCCCGAUGCUACUGCGUUAGCGGACGAUGAGGAGGAACCCCCUUGGUCAACAGCCGUACUAGAGUGUACUCAAUUUGAUGAGUGGAUGACGUCGGAGGAGGCACAAGCCACUCCACGUGAGACACUCGAUGUGUUGCGAGCACUCCGUGCUGUCCUUCCUGACAAACUCCCUACAGAAUUGCCCCCGAAGCGCCCAUACGAUCAUCGGAUUCUUCUCGUGCGUGGAAAGCUACCUACGAAGUCCGCGAUCUAUCGCAUGACCCCAGACCAGCUUCGAUUUCACAAGCAGGAGAUAGCCAAGCUGUCGGCUAAUGGGUGGAUAGGGCCUACAUACUCUCCCAUAUGUGCCCUUACGAUUAUGCUAGAUAAGCGUGACGAUGGGACAGGCGAGCGAAAGAUGCGUAUGGUCGUCAAGGAAGUGAACGCUCUUACGAUAGCCCCGGACUUCCCUCUACCUCCUAUUCAAACUAUUCUUGAGAUGUAA
Messenger RNA from Eimeria acervulina, 1104 nucleotides. RefSeq lists its product as hypothetical. The transcript is spliced from 3 exons. The record is from RefSeq and is a predicted model, not a curated record. The coding region runs from base 1 to 1104 and encodes 367 amino acids. NCBI's taxonomy places the organism in Eukaryota, Apicomplexa, Conoidasida, Eucoccidiorida, Eimeriidae.